Molecule: messenger RNA, 3309 nt
Organism: Bactrocera oleae (olive fruit fly)
Lineage: Eukaryota; Metazoa; Arthropoda; Insecta; Diptera; Tephritidae
Source: RefSeq, a predicted model, not a curated record
UCAGUUUGUUUUUGACCGGUCGCCGUGACGCGUUGGAUCCAGUUUAAACGCGCCGCUUUGUAUACUUGGCAUUGCAUUUUGUAUUAGCGUAGCUUGUAGCUGCCUUUGCGAUUGUAUGCAAGUGAAACAAGUUAAAUAUACUCCGUUGGUUUAUUUUGUUUUUGAAAUAAAUUGAGCAAACGGAAGUGUGUGGAAAAAAUCAAACAAAAAUUUCUGUCGCACAUUUGGCUGAUUUGUAAUCGAAUCGCGUUUGUGUGUGUCUUUUUCAGUUUACUGUGUGGAAAUGAGUAUGCAUGUGUGCGGGAAAAAAUCUACAUAAAAAUACUUAUGCACCAAAAUAAAUGUAUGCCAAAAUAUUAACAAAAAAAUAUGAAUAUUUCGUAUUUUAAAAAAUAAAAAAAAUUACAGUUCACUCCGAAUAAAAAAAAAGCACAGAAAAUAAUAAUUAUAUGUAUAAAUGCAUAAAAAGUAAUUAACAUAUGAUAUAUGUAUGCAUGUAUGAAAAUAUAUUAUUUUAAUAAAAAAUAAUAAAUUUAAAAAAAGUUUGCUAUUAAAUGGCGUUAUGUAAAAAUUUAGGAAAAAAAUUUGCAUAAGUGACAUACAUGUGUAUAUGCAUAUUUAAAACAAAAUAAAAAUAAAUUUUGCACUACAGCAAAAAUUUGCCGCUGUUUUCUUAACAAAAGUGUACUAAAAAUUAUAAGAAACUAAAAAAAAGUAAAAAAUAAAAAUAUAAACCAAAAAUUUAAUAAUAAGUGAAUAAAAAGUAUUAAAAAAACUAAAAAAGUAGUAAAAGUUGCGCUUAUACACAUAUAUAAUAUAUAUACAUUUAUUUCAACUAAAAUAUACGACGCAUGGGUGAAAAACAAAUGCACUGUAAUUUUUUUUUCACAAUAAAAUAAAUUUUACGCAAAACUGAAAUUACAAAGAGCAACAAAGCACUUGCAACACUAUUUUAUAUACCCAAACGUUAUCUGUGAAAUCGUCUGAUUUUUUAUGAAACUCAAGGCUUUUUGUAUGCAUUUACUACAACAGCACAGUGCUUACUGGAAAUCAUCAAUGAAAAAUCUCGCAAGUAACAGCAAUUAAAUUGAACUUUCCCGUUAUUGAACAGCAUUCGUUGUACUCCUUUCUAUCGAGCUUAUGCCUAUAAAUUAAAGCGUCUACAAGUACCAACCAACUUUUUCCCAGCUGCGAAACCCACCCACCAUAAUCCGUACAAAAAUGAAUACUACCACAAGCAUUAAGACACAGCUGCUGCUUUACGCGCUGCUCGCCAUCGCCGGCUUGUGCGUCACAGCUUCAAAUUGUGGACCUAAUUUUCCGCCAGCCUGCCUUUGUGGCCGCGAGCUAUACGAGGGCAGCAUCAGUUACAUCGUAAACUGCACGAAUACGGGCAUCCAUAAUACCAGCGUGCUAGAGUUCAUGCCAGACGAAGUGGAAAUUUUAAUUUUUACAGGUAAUAUUGUAGCCGAGCUACCAUGGAACGUAUUCGGCUCGAUUAAUGACUACAAAAAUCUGAAGAUCGUUGAUAUGAGCAACAAUCACAUACGUGAAAUACGCGGAAAAUCUUACCAUCAUGUGCAAAAUGUGGAACGUUUGAUUUUAAAUCACAACAACUUGAGUAUUUCACGCGAGGAUGACGAAGUCAAUCACCACCAUCCACGAGUAUUUUCGAAUUUCCUAAAUUUACAAAGUCUACACCUCACCGACGCUUUCGCUGAUAAUAGUUCGCCACAAUUAAGUGAAGAUUUACAUGAUAUUUUCGUAAACAGUCAGCUGACUAAGUUGCAGAAAUUGCAUUUGGAGCAAAACGAAAUCACACACUUCAAGGAUCGCAAUGUCUUCUGUGAUCUGCCGAGCCUGCGCGAUUUACACUUGGGCGAUAAUCUAUUGAAGGAUAUCAACUUUGAGGUGCGGUGCUUGAAAAAUUUGCGCUUUCUCGAUUUGGAGCGCAAUAAAUUCGAAUAUGUAAAGACGCACGACAUGAUGCUGCUGAACGAACUGGAGACGCGCAGCGAUCGCACCACCAAUCUCAUUGUCGAUUUCAAUCUCAAUCCAUUCCUUUGUGACUGCAAAAUCAGCUCCUUUCACACCUGGAUUCUGUCGACGAAUGUAACGGUACGUAAUAAGAACACCCUAAUGUGUUAUCACAACGAUGUGGAGCCACUACCGAUCAUGGAGCUGAAUAUGGACGGCUGUGCGGAAGCGGUAGCGGCUGCUGCUAUGAUGUUUAACACAGCUACAGACGCGCACUAUGGCGCCACCGGCAUGGAGCAGAACAUGGGUGAAGAUAGCACGGCAGCCGGGCGGCCGCACAUGAAUCAGCACACAGUGACACUUAUCUUUCUGUUGAUUGUUUUGAGCAUGAUUUUGCUCGGGCUGGUGGUGGCGCUGGUGUAUGUGAGUCGCGAGCGCAUUAAGUACAUGAUAACGCCGGUGUUCGAUAAUGUAGCCAAGAAGGUGCAAUACACAUCGAUCAAAGAUGAGGAUUGUCCGGAAGUGUAUGUUUAAAGCGCGCGAAAACGUGCAAAAAAAGUCGAAAAAAAAACAAAACAAAAAAGAGCGUUAAAAUAAACGAAAGGCCAUAAUUGACAGUCAACAAUGACAAGCGACAAGCGUGACAGUUCGAGAGCUGACGUGGUGAUGUGAAAAGUUUUAAAAACCACCAACUAGUAGUUAACGCAGUUCGGCAGCCACUGUCGGGCAGUUUCAACAGCGAUAACGAUGUGGAUUUAUUUACCAUUAUAAAAUUGAAUUUGUGCCAUUUAAAGACAAGAAAUCAAACAAAAAAGACGCAAUGUGGAAAGUUGAAGAAAUAUAAAACAUAGUAUGUACAUACAUACAUACAUACCAUACAUAUUUACGCACGAGUAUGUACAGGGCAGCUGGCGCAAGAAAUAGCGAUAGUUAGAAAUGUUAUUCGAAAUGUGUGUGGAGUAGCAGUGUCACAGGAAUUGCUGAAAGACAUCGUCUAAUAAAUAUGUAUAUGUAGAUAUAUGCACACACAUACAUACAUAGGCGUUAGUUUAUAACCAAACUACAUACACAUACAUACAAACAAAGUAGGUAUUUAAUAUUUUCACAGCAGAACAUAAACAUAUCACAGCAGCAUUUGUAAACAAUAAAACUUAUAUUAUUAAACAAAAUGAGCAAUAAGCUCAAAAGAAAGGAAUACUACAAUAAAUUACAUGUAUUUUACUAAUUUCAAGCGAGUAUUGCUGUUACUUUAAGGCUAAAUGCAUUAAUUUAUGUGCAAUUCUAAAAAAUUAGUUAGUAGUUUUAACAUUUUAAAAUAUUCCUAAUAAAAAA